This is a messenger RNA of Coniophora puteana RWD-64-598 SS2, 2680 nucleotides long. RefSeq lists its product as uncharacterized. The transcript has 3 exons. The record is from RefSeq and is a predicted model, not a curated record. The coding region runs from base 314 to 2680 and encodes 788 amino acids. Lineage: Eukaryota; Fungi; Basidiomycota; Agaricomycetes; Boletales; Coniophoraceae.
GGAAUUGAUAUUUUUCUGUGAUGACAUUCUACGACUAGCAUAUACACGGUAAAGAGCAGCGUCAUACAGAUCCGGAUACUGGCCCUGCAUUCGGACCCAGACCAUUUCAGCCAGAGCCAAACGAAGGCACCGACUGUCCAACCUCAGCUGGCGGCCUGGCAUUUAAGACACGACUGCUCCUAACCAGCCCCGCCACCACCUUAAGUAUCGGGCGUCCGGUUUGCCACGCUGUAGCAGGCUCUCGUCCUGUCAUCAUCCCCCGCUCUUUCUGCCCAUAUACCCCCACCGUCGUCAUCGGGCCCGAAACCCACCCAUGCCGCCCCUCGACAACACUCAUACCACCAAGAAGGCCCGCGAGGGCUGCCUCUCCGCGCUCGCUCGCGCCCUCUUUCGUUCCCGUGGCUCUGCAGCAUCGGGCAAGAAGAAAGGCAGGGCCAACGAGGAACCCGUUCUGCCCAUCACGCGCGCGCAUCGGCACCACGAGUCGCUUGUCGCACCUGCCCAGAAGAAGAAACAGAAGCAGAAGAAGCAGGAUAAGGGCAAGGACAGGGAGAUCGUGGUCAACGUCCGAACGCGCGAUCAUCUGGGGAGGGCGGAGCAUGGGGAGGCUGGUGCUGCCGCCUCGUUGCAGCAGGAGGUGGCGGAAAGACUCGGGAAACGCAAGUACUCCCCGCCGCCGAUGCUCACGCUCUCCGAGUCCAUUCUCGACAUCCGCGCGGCUCCGGACACCGCUACCACCGCCAACACCGGAAGCAGCGGCGAUGACUUGUCCAUGCGCCCCAUACCGCAGACUCUUUCUCCCGAGCAGAUGGGCUCUGACGACAUGCAUGCCGUGGAUCCGGGAGUGAGCAUCGACGCACAGCGCCCGCCCAGGUCGCCUGCGCCAUCGACCGACUUCCUCGAGCUCUCAAGCUCGAUCGUCAUGGUCUCCCCGCCCAGCAUGGGCCGUCCGCGCGUGAGCGCUCCCAUGUCGCCCAUGGGAGUAAUCGAGCGCACGCCUGGGCCGAUUCUCGCUGGACUCGACCGGGACGAGAGGAAGGAGAGUGAUCCGGAGGGCCUCCCCGCGUUUGGGUUCGCGCCGCAUAUCAGCUUGCCGUCGGGGAUGUUCAAGGUUGGCUCGCUCGACUCUCCUGUGGACGGUGGCGUCGGCACGGGUUUUGGCGGUGAUGAGGAUACCGCGCCCGCUCCUACUUCUGGCCUUGAUCCUACGGAGGCUGACAACGCGCCCUUCCAUCCCGCAUCCACCACUGCUCCGUUGCCCAUACCUUCACAGCCAGCCAGCGACCACACCUUCCACCCCAUCGUAACUCCGCCCUCCCCCUCCCCGCUCGGGCGCAACACCCGCGCACUAAACUCCACACCCACGGCCAUCCGCCCAUCAGGCGCAGACCUCCUAGGCCACAAAGAAAACAAAGAAAAGUCCUCCUCGCUGCAGCUCCAAAAAGCCUUCCUGCACGGCCUGACGCAGCUCCACGCGCGCCGCUCGACGCUCGACCUCGACACGCGCCGGCUCGGGAUCGACCCAGGCAGUAUCGGGUUCGGGUCUUUCGGCUCGGGCGCACUGUACCCCGCGUCGUGCGCGAGCAAGUACGGGCUCGCGGACGAGAGCGCCAUUGUCGAGUCGCCACAAGCUCAGCCUCCGAGUAUCGUUGAGAUCAGGAUCGCUGAAGACGAUGAGGGAGGCGAUGGGGAUGAUGUGGAUUUCUCGACGCUGCCGUCGCCGUGGAGCCCGCUGUCGCUCGUCGGCGUGCAGCAUACGCCGCAGGGGCCGCAGGGGCUGCUGCACCUCCAUCAUGGAAGCUCGAGCCGCGCGAGUCGGGUGUGGGCGGAGGAGUCCGUGCCUGCGACUGAGCGUGGCUCGGAGCGCAAGGGUCUCUUUGGGGCAAGCGGGGACGGGAGCGUCGUUUCGCCGCCGAAUUCCUUCAACACCUCCAACGGGUCAUAUUUAUCGUUCCAGCUGCGCGUUGAGGAUCCUGAGCCCGAGCCGGACGACGAGGUCGAAGACGAGUCCGUGGACGCGCAUACACCCCAAAUCGGCGAGCGGAACAUGGCGGACGCUGCGUCUCGUUCGUUCGGGCUCGGCUUCGCGAUGUACGACUCCGUCGUCGAAGCUGCUGUCGCGUACGAGCGGAGCCUGGCUGCCAUGGACGAGGCAUUAGAGACCUCCACCACCGACGAGAUUCUCGCUGCACCGGUUUCUUUGGAGGCUAUGGCCACUGACGAUAAGGAUGCCACUGCUCCUACGUUGGAGCCAGCCACAAGCACGAUCACGAUCCCUGAAUACUAUUCUCCCUCUGCGUUUGCCCAUUCACCGACGGAGGCGUCACUCCCUGCUUCCUCCAACCUUGAGGCUAAACCCGACGCCUCUAUAGUGUCGCCAUUGCUUUCCGGAGAGAAAACGCCAAGGGUCCAGGAUGGAAACGUCCGCAGGACCGACGCUUGGACGCCGAAGCACAACCUAGCAAACGCCGCCGUUUACCACGCCAAUGGACAGGAGUCGGCGACUCUGAACGAUGGGUCUUCAUAUACCGCAUCGGAGGGUAUGGAGGGAGAAGGCAAAGCGGGCAUGGGGGAACUGACGACCGGGGUUACAACUUCCAAGGCUUCUCUGGUAAGACCUGUGUCUGAAAAGAAAGGUGGAUACAAGGAGGGAUUCGUUGAGGUCCAGGAGCUAUGCUAG